Alternaria burnsii is the source of this 948-nucleotide messenger RNA. RefSeq lists its product as uncharacterized. The record is from RefSeq and is a predicted model, not a curated record. Lineage: Eukaryota; Fungi; Ascomycota; Dothideomycetes; Pleosporales; Pleosporaceae. The coding region runs from base 1 to 948 and encodes 315 amino acids. The transcript is spliced from 2 exons.
AUGACCUCCUCUCUGGAUAACACAGGCUCUGCCAAUGCACCAUGGCCGGCUGUGAUCGCGCAGCAAAUACAACCUUACCUGCCUGUUGAGAUCUGGUCGAGAGUCCUUCAUCAUGUGGACGACGACUACACGCUUUGGGUCAUUUGCCGGCAGGUCUCCCAAACCUUUCGAGCGGAAGCUGAACACGAGUUUGGAUUGAAACGCCUCUCAACUCUGGAUAUAUCUUGGCUCGCUCGUGGGCGCGCCCAGCAUCAAGAUCGCCUUCUCUACUACUACUGCAGAGUGCUGAGCAUACAGUUCCAGAAUCUUAUCGAGGACAGUGCACGAGCUCAGUUCAGCGCGCAGUUCCAAUUCGACUUUCAUCAUGACGAUAUACCCAUAGAUGAUCACGAAUGGGUUCAUUGCGAUUGCUGCAAGGAUAUUGUGGUUGGACUGAUGGCCUUUCGAGAUCUAGAUUUCGAAGAGAGAUCCGGAGAAAGAUACUAUGCUAGCCAAACUGCCACGCUCGGGUCAUACUGCAAUGAAGCCGAGCUUCCGGGGCUGAUGGUUGAUACUGUCCGAAAGACCUUUGCCUUCGAUUGGAAAGCGUUCCUAAACGACUUCUUUCGGAUCACUACCUAUAUUGAGACACGUAACCAAGUCAAAGACCGCGUACGCGAUCGCGCAGAACAGUCCCUAAACAAUUUGCGUCACCCCCCAAAUUGUGGCGAUGACACCACUUCCGUAUCCUUGUUCGAGUAUUGGUGCAAAUGGUCCGAAACGUUUGAGGAAGAAGACGAUGAUCGCUGCACAGAAGCCUAUUUUCGCCGUAUGCAAUCUGUACGCAAUAAGGCAGGGUUUCCAUUAGAUCUUGCCAAUAUUACUGAAAAGACUCGCAAGUACCAGAGGUUACGAUUCAGUGGGAGGAGGAAGUGCAGAAACCAUGCGCUGUUCGAUGAGCUCUGCUAA